This is a messenger RNA of Nymphaea colorata (pocket water lily), 1168 nucleotides long. RefSeq lists its product as uncharacterized. Lineage: Eukaryota; Viridiplantae; Streptophyta; Magnoliopsida; Nymphaeales; Nymphaeaceae. The record is from RefSeq and is a predicted model, not a curated record. The coding region runs from base 62 to 997 and encodes 311 amino acids. Gene Ontology annotation, molecular function: hydrolase activity. The transcript is spliced from 3 exons.
AGGCUAAAGUGUUAUUCAGAAAAUAUCUCUCUCCCUAUCUCUCUCAGGCAGCUUGUAGAGGAUGGCAACGCUCGUGUUCCACAAUGUAGUCCUCAAGGACUCCCCUCUCGCCAAUUCUAAGAGACACCAGCUUCGAUUUUCUUCAGCAGCACGGAGAAGUCUCCUUCCUGCAGCAUCUAGGAAAUAUGCGCAGCAUCAACAUGCAUGCCUGUCAUUCAGAAUAAAUGCAACUAGUAACUUGUCAGAUAGUCAGGAAGAACUCAAAGAUGAUGUAGAUGAAGCUUGUGAACUAGUAAAAGGCGUUGAGCUUUGUUUAGGAGAAAAUGAUGACAUAUUUCAUGCUUAUUUGUUGGAGGCAGUUAAAAACAAUAAAGGGAGAGGUAUCCUACUUCUUAGUGAUAUAUUCGGUUUUCAAGAUACAUCGACAAGAGACUUCGCAUAUCGUGUUGCCUGCAGCGGAUACAAUGUCCUGGUGCCAGACCUGUUUCGUGGUGACCCCUGGGACAAAGGAAGACCCCAAGCAGAGUUAGAAGAAUGGAUUCACAAGCAGUCAACAGACAGACUUGCAAAAGAUGUGAACACUUGCAUAAAAUGGAUGAUUGACGAGUUUACAGCCGCAGGGCAGCCAUCUGAGAAGCUUGGCAUUGUUGGCUUCUGCUUUGGUGGUGGAUGGUUGUUGAAGACUUUGGCCAAUGACAGACAAGGGAACUUCGCCGCUGGUGUCUGCUUCUAUGGAACUAGACUGAAUUCAACUCUGGCUGCUGAUGUGAAGGUUCCUGUGCUCUUCAUUGCAGGUGACAAGGAUCCAUUGUGCCCUACGUCUGUACUGAUGGAUAUAAGGAGAAGCCUUCCUGGAUCCCGAACAGUCAUAUACCCAGGGCGAGGUCAUGGAUUCGCUCAUCGGCCCGAAUCCGCGGAGGAAGAUGAAGAUGCAGAAAAGGCCUUCAUUCUGAUGAGAAAUUGGCUGCAUGAUGAGUUGUUGAGGAAGAACAAUUGAUUUCGCAAAUUGAGAUUGCCUUUCUGUAUCAUAUAUUAUAUAAACCUGUAGGGUAGUUUCCUUCAAACUCUUCAACAAAAACAGAGCUGAUCUAAAUUGCCAUAACGUGAUCAUCCUGAAAAUAAAUUGGAUGGGCACACCGCAUGGAAAGCGUGAAAGCGACCAUUUUCA